GAGUUUUGUGAAAUCAAAACUUCGGUGGUAAGAUAAGAGGCUUGUGAAAUCAAGUUCUCGAGUUGUAUUCAGAUUGUCAAACUCCGUUAAGUUUGACGGGUUAGUGAAGGCCUGGGCACGAUUGCUUCGGGGACUGGAUGUAGGCAUUUAGGCCGAACCAGUAUAUAUCGUGUGUGCAUUGCUCUUAUCCUUCACUUUAUUUUGUUUGUGGUGCAUUGUUUUUGUUGAAUAUUCGUGAAGAACGUUUCCGCGCAAAAAAAAACCGGUCUUUUGGGCAACACCUCUUUUCACCUCCCCUCUAGAGGAAGCCUGGCCACUGGAAGUCAGCUUGUCCGUACCCUAAAGUGGAGAAGUACGGAGAAAGAGAAAGGAACGAGAAAAAGAAGAAGGCAAUGGUAGCAGCUGAAAGUGACGAGUCAUCCAGUUCAAGCUCGGAUGAAUAAGCUCUCGUCUGCAUGGAGCGCAGAGCUGAGAAGUCCAACCAAGAGGAUCGGUGGACUAUGUCAGAAGAUGACACUCUCUACCUAAUGGCCAAAGAUGAUGCCGAACAAGAGGUAACAUCACAAACCUCCUGCUCAUCUUCUUAUGAAAGCAUACCAACUUCUGAAAAUCUUUUUGACAAGUUCAAAAAGAUGAUGGAAGAUUUUGAGGAAAUAAACCUUAAACACUCAUCCUUAAUAGAGGAGAACAAGCUAUUGAGUGAAGAGAAUCUCAAGUUGACUGAAGGUCAGAAAAGUCAACUAAGUGAGAUCACUCAACUCAAGGCUGAGAAUGAAUCUCUUUCUGAAAAGGUGAAAUCCCUCAACAAGGAGCUAGGGAUACUUAUGUCCAAAGAAGCUGUGGAUAAGAUUCUUGAAACGACCAAAUAUAAGGGUCGUGAAGGACUUGUGUUUGAACCCUCCAGUUCCAAAAGGAAAGGAAGAACAACUUUUAUUCCUCCCAAACCUAUUGCUAAAUCCAAUAAGCAGAAAGGUAAGGAGAAGGAGAAACCUAUAGAAGUUCCCAAAAAGGUAGUCCCUCCUAAAAACUAUAAGAAGGUGGAUACACCUCAAAGAGAAAACAAUUUCAGAAGAAAACCUUCUAACCCCCACUAUACACGAGGCUAUACUCAUUAUGGGGAAGAUAAGAGUUUUCCAAGAAAUUCUGAGUGGAGAAUGAUGAGGAAUUUUACUUUAACGCAAAACUCCCGUAGUAGUAAAGGGAACAGACUAGAUCUUCUAAAAGAUCAGUUUAUCCCGUGUCGUCUCAAGGAUCGGCCCAAGGGAAAGUUAAGCAAGACUAGUUAGACAAGAUUUACUCAAUGAAUCAAAAAGUUUUCAAAAGGUCGAAUAAGGAAUGGAGAUUGAAUUUUAUCUUUCGGAAAUAAAAGGUAGGGAUGUAA
Messenger RNA from Cuscuta campestris, 1381 nucleotides. The record is from the annotation of a GenBank genome assembly. NCBI's taxonomy places the organism in Eukaryota, Viridiplantae, Streptophyta, Magnoliopsida, Solanales, Convolvulaceae.